Oikopleura dioica is the source of this 1701-nucleotide messenger RNA. The record is from the annotation of a GenBank genome assembly. NCBI's taxonomy places the organism in Eukaryota, Metazoa, Chordata, Appendicularia, Copelata, Oikopleuridae.
AUGUCCGAAGCCGGCUGCGAAGAACUGGAACACAAAUUAGAAACAUUCGUCGAAACAGUUCGUCAAAUCGGAAUCAUCGUCCACGAUUUUCAACCAAAUAGCCAAACAGUUUUGAACAGAAAACUCGAAGAAGUUGUCAAAGGCCUGAAAGACAUCGAUCAAGCAAAGAACAAGGUCAACAGAAACGUUCCAGUCGAAGUUCUUGACUACAUCGACAAGGGACAGAAUCCAUCUUUGUACACCAAAAAGUGCCUGGACCGAGCGCUUCAGAGCAACGAGCAUAUCAAGGGAAAACUCGAAGUUCUGGGCGAGUUCCGAACUGAAUUAGCGAAGCAAUUGAGCCACGUCUACCCGAAAACGCUUGAAAUGCUGAAAGGCGGCUUCAAAAUCCAAGGCAAGAAGGGGGCAAAAAUCCAGAAACUGCAAACCAAUGCUUUUGAAAAAGUUGAAUCAACGAAAAAUGACGCUGUCGCGAUAAAAGAUAUUGACGAAAAGGGUUUGAAAAUCAAAGAAAAGGAGGAGGAUUUGGUCAUUCCAUGCAUCAAGGUAAAUCGGUGGAAAGGAGGUGCAGGAAACAAGCGAAAAGCUGGGGUAGAUCUUGGAGCAGAAAAUGCGAACAAAAAACAAUUCAAAGAUGAAGUUAUGGAUGAAGCUGCGAAAGCAGUUCUACAGGAUGCAAAUCGAUUCCUAGAAGUUCAAGAAGAAAACAAGGGAGAUAAUUUGAAUAUUCCAUUGAUGGCGAUUAACAGAGUGCCAGAAGGUCAGGAAGCAGAGACUGGAACAUUGAGGGUUGAUGCUAGAGCGGAUGUUUCAAAUUUAGACGAUUAUGAUGCAGUUCCUAUUGAAAAGUUUGGUCUUGGGAUGCUCCGAGGAAUGGGCUGGAAAGAACAAGUAGGAAUCGGCAAAAACAAGCAAAAAAUUGAAGAAAUUCGACCAACAGUCAGACCAAAGGGACUUGGUCUUGGAGCAAUUCCUGCUGCCAUGAAAAAGGCGCAAAUAAGGGAAGACAAUAAGAGUCAAAAUAAUCUUGAGAUGAGAAAAGGAGCAUUUGUUGAGAUCAUCGAUGGGCCUUACAAAGGAAGAUAUGGAAAAGUCACUUCUUUAGGGACGGAUGGAGAUCUUGGCCGUGUCACCGUCCAAUGGGCCCUUGGAAAGCAUGGAGAGCCUUCUGAGGUCCUCGAAGGUUUCACAAAAGUCGUUUCGAAGAAAGAAUACGACGACUGUGGGAAAGAUAUCUCCCUCGCCAACAAGGACAAAAUCGAAAAGAAGAGAAAAGCUGACGAAAGAGCGCGAAAAGUCGAAAAGCUCAAGGAAAAAGCUGUCAAACCAGAAGGAGUUAAAUGGUGCCAUCAUGGAUUAAUUGUCAAGUUUGUCGGCAACAAAGACUCAAAGCAUUACAAGAAAAAGUACGAAGUUCGAAAAAGUGUGGCUAGAGAUGAAAUUCAUGCUAGAAGUCUGCUAACUGACAGGAUUUCUGAAUUUGAUGAACGAGACUUUGAAACUGUGAUCCCAAAGAAAACCGGUUCCGUAAUGAUGGUGAUUGCUGGAUCAAUGAAGGGCGAGUUUGGCAAGAUCAUCGACCGAGACGACAAAAAAGAAACUGUUCAUCUCGAGCUUUUCAACCUGCGGCGCGACGUCGAGCGCUUCAAAUUUGACAAUGUUUGCGAGUUCAAUGCUCUUGCUGCCGAUUUCGAAGAUUAA